Messenger RNA from Phytophthora infestans T30-4, 1521 nucleotides. RefSeq names its product protein kinase, putative. The coding region runs from base 1 to 1521 and encodes 506 amino acids. Gene Ontology annotation, biological process: protein phosphorylation. Lineage: Eukaryota; Oomycota; Peronosporomycetes; Peronosporales; Peronosporaceae. The record is from RefSeq and is a predicted model, not a curated record. Gene Ontology annotation, molecular function: protein kinase activity; ATP binding. The transcript has 2 exons.
AUGGCCCAAACUGGCAGUGGAAGCGCUUCUGUAACGAUAGAUCCUACGGACUUGCCCAGUACACCAACACCAGAACCCUUGACACCUGAAACACCGCAACCUGUGACGCCGGUGACUCCAACACCCCAGCCAUUGACACCAGAGCCUUCGAAUACAGAAACGACUCCUCCAGCAACAACAUCGCCAGCCACCACCAGCUCGCCGACACCAACAUCUGUGACUCCCUCACCUCCUACCGCAACGACGAAUACUCCAACGACCAAUACGCCCACGACUACUCCUUCACCGCCCGAAGCAACUACUCAGACACCGACAUCGGCUCCGGAUCCUGCAGCCAGCUCAUCUGCCAGCAGUUCAGGGUCCGAUGUCAACAAUUCUACCAAAUCUUCGAGCUCUUUGGGUCUCGCGGAAAUCAUCGGCAUCGCGAUAGGCUGCGGAGUCCUGAUGGUCUUGCUGAUCGUAUUCUUCAUCGUACAGCGUCGACGACACAGGAACCGAACCAGUGAGGUGGAUGACAUCUUCCAGUUGCCUAUCGUUAGUAAAAGCACUCGAUUACUGGACCCUGCAGACAUGGAGCACAGAGACACAAGCAGGUCUACAGGAGGGUCCAUGCCUGAAGUGCGUCAAUACAGAGUUGCGCUCUCUGACGACCCCGUGAUCCUAGCGUCUCGGGUCUCGACUGACGGCAUCGAGUUGGGAGCCAUAAUCGGUCGUGGCGCCUUUGGAGAAGUCUAUCGGGGACGCUAUCGAGGUCAAGACGUGGCCGUUAAGACGCUGGUUCCGGAGAAACGCAAGGAUAUGGAGUACAUCGAGGCAUUGCUGUCUGAAGUGAAACUUAUGGCCACGAUGGAACAUCCUAACAUCGUGCAGUUUAUCGGUGUUGCGUGGGAGUCACUGAGCGAUUUGUACUGCCUCAUCGAGUUUAUGGCUGGUGGGGAUCUGCGUACCCUUCUGAAGGAAUAUCACGCCAGUGGCAUACCUCAAGGCAUGGACGCCAGCAAAACGCAAAUUGCAUACGGAGUGGCGCACGCACUGACAUAUUUGCACUCGCUCGAGCCUGUAGUUUUGCAUCGAGAUCUCAAAUCGCGAAAUAUUUUAUUGACGGAGUCGCUGUCUGCCAAGAUCACGGACUUUGGUGCGUCACGAGCUCGAUCGGAUGCAACAAUGACCUCGAAUGUGGGGAGUUCGCUGUGGAUGGCGCCGGAGGUUAUGAUGGGCGAGAGAUACGACGAGAAGGCUGACAUCUUCUCUCUUGGUGUGGUCAUUUCGGAGCUGGACACACAGGAACUGCCGUACGCACAUGCUAAGGAAGGCAAUAGCAGGACGGGAUACCCACUUUCGGAUACGGCUGUGCUGCAGAUGGUGUCGAUGGGCAAACUACGCGUCCAUCUGUCGCCGGCGAUGCAUCCGGAUAUGGUUCAGUCUGUCUACCGAUGCGUGAGUGUGGAUCCACAGGAACGUCCUACUGCUGCUGAGGUGCUCUAUUACUUCCAGGUGAUGACUCGAAACCGGCAAUUUUAA